CAGACGUGGCGCGCCAUAUUGACUAACCCCGCGAACUCGAAAGUUGAGAGGGUCGUGUGGAGUGCGUUUUUCCACUUCGAAAUUCGUCAGUGUCUUUCACAAUUUCAAGUCCGAUUUGGAUUGUUUGAAUCUCAAAAUGUGGAACAAUCAAGGAGGUUCUUCGUAUGGCGGAGGGGGCUUCAACGACCAAGGAGCUCAGAGUAGCCAGGCUGGUGGCUACUACCAGUCACCUGGUAACCUGGGACAGUUUGGUUCACCAUCCACAGGAGGAGCCAAGGGUAAGCGUGCUCAGAAUCUCAUUCCCUGCACCAUAGCACAGGUUCUGCAGGCGACACAAGUUGACGAACACUUCAAAAUUGGAGAGGUGGAGAUUUAUCAGGUGUCCAUCGUUGGUCUGAUUCGCCAGGUGGAAAUGGCAGCCACUAACAUCUUGUAUAAACUGGACGACAGAACAGGGCCGUUACUGGACAUCAGACAGUGGAUUGAUAACGAUGAGAACACGCCCGAAGAGAUGCAACCCCAGGUCCACAGAGAGAACACCUACGUCAAAGUCAUCGGCAACAUCCGAACGUUCGGCGGCAAGCGCAGCAUCGCGCCAUUCAAGAUCAAACCCCUGACCGACAUGAACGAGUUGACGCUACACAUGCUAGAGACAGUCCACACACACAUGCUACUCACCAAGAGGAAAAGUGCUGAGGCAAGUACAAGCAGUAACUUUGGUAGCAAUCAGUUCACGACGCCAUCCAAGGGUGGAAUGGCCAGUACAUCAGGCUUUGGAUCUGUUGCGGCACCUGCUAACGGGCUCAACAAUGUACAGGGACAGGUGCACCAGCUGAUUACAGCAUGCCAUGAUGACCAGGGAGUCAGCAUUAAUUACCUGGCCACCAGCUUGAAAGGAACGCCCUUCAACAAAAUCAGAGAAGCGUUGGAGUUCCUUAGCAACGAGGGACACAUUUACUCAACAAUAGAUGACGACCACUUCAAGUCGACCGACGGCUAAAAUUUUGGUCCGAUAAACCUAAACCAUCUAUCCAAAAAAGUUGUAUUCAACUUUGCUUUGUUUCUUUUCCUCGUUUUGAAAUGUUCUGCUCUUUUAUAGGGUUAUACCAAAGCAGUAAUUUGUUUUGUGCUUGAGCACGAGUAACAAACUAUAAUUUUUGAGUGGCCCUAGACAUUGUCGGCCAUUUUACAACUGAACAUUGGGUUAGUCAUUUUUUUGUCUUGUUUGUGAAAAUCAUAACUUUGAAAAAAGACAGAGGCCACUCAUUAUUUUAAGAUCUGAUUGAGCCUUCCUUUUGGAAAACAAUGAACACUUAUGCUUUGUAUUUAGUGAGCAUACACAUGACACUAUUAACAUUUAAAAAAUGCCAGGUAGUUCUUAGAAAGCUCCUAGCCUACAGGGUUAAGACAAUCCCAAAACCAGAGUACAUUUUUCUUUGACUUUCAUUGUAAAUAUUGCCAUGCAGUAAAUCUUCCACAUAUUUGUUCAGGAUAAAAUGCAGUUUGUAUUGAAGUAAUACACUGUAUCAAAUUAUGUAUAAAAUUACAAAAUAUCUUCACAGAUUAAGCUUGUAGUUGGAAGUAACGUUAUCUAGCUAGAGUAUAAUACAUGUUUACGUUUUCUACCUCUGCAUGCAAAGCAAGCAUUUUUUCUUUAUUUUAAAAACCUUGAAUUUCCCGAAAGUCUGGAGAAAACUGAGAGGUUUACCUUAUAACUUCAUACCUUUGUUGAUCAGAAAACUAAAUGCUACAUUUUUGUUUAAAAGUUGCAGAAGCUACUAAAGUUGUCUUUUUUCUACUGUUUACAAAACGGGAUUUGAAACUAAAAGUUCUUAUUAUUACAUUAUUGCAUCAUAUUUCAUAUAUAACUGAAUAAAAUAUAAACCACGAUGCCA
Messenger RNA from Patiria miniata (bat star), 1895 nucleotides. Its product is annotated as replication protein A 32 kDa subunit-like. Gene Ontology annotation, molecular function: DNA binding. The transcript has 8 exons. Gene Ontology annotation, cellular component: nucleus; chromosome, telomeric region; DNA replication factor A complex. Lineage: Eukaryota; Metazoa; Echinodermata; Asteroidea; Valvatida; Asterinidae. Bases 137 to 1000 code for a protein of 287 amino acids. The record is from RefSeq and is a predicted model, not a curated record. Gene Ontology annotation, biological process: double-strand break repair via homologous recombination; nucleotide-excision repair; DNA replication.